Solanum pennellii is the source of this 747-nucleotide messenger RNA. Its product is annotated as cyclin-J18. Bases 30 to 725 code for a protein of 231 amino acids. The record is from RefSeq and is a predicted model, not a curated record. The transcript has a single exon. Lineage: Eukaryota; Viridiplantae; Streptophyta; Magnoliopsida; Solanales; Solanaceae.
UCAGACAACUGCAGAGAGAGGGAUCUAGAAUGAAGAAGGAGGUUUGUUCUUGUUUGCGAGCUCGUCUUGUGGAAUUCCUCAUUCAAUCAGCUCAGGACCUUCAAGUUUCUCCGAUCGUCAAAUACUCAGCACUGUCACUUUUCGCUGAUCGAUUCUACCCAUCUCUUACCGGAGAAGGAACUAAAGAUGCUAAGAGCUGGCUCUUACAGCCUCUGAGAGAAAGCAAUUUGCAGCUAUUUGCCCUUGUUGCAAUAUGGAUCUCAAGCAAAAUACACGAUUCUCCUUCUCUAAGUCUCAAAUCCUUCAAGUCUCUGGCUGACAACAGCAUUAAAGAGCAGCAUUUUACAACAAAGGAUUUUCUGGAAGCUGAGCUAGUGUUAAUGGAGGUAUUGAAAUUUGAGAUCGGCAUGAAAAGCAUUCCCUUCCGAUUCUUCGAAGAUCUACUCUUAAAGUUCAGUGAAGUUGCCAGAGUUGGAAAGCAAUUAAGCUUGGAAGCUUGCAUGGAUAUUAUGGAUCUGGUAUACGAAAAGGGGAAGAUUUCAUCUUUCAAUUGUUCUUCUCAUCAUCUAGCCGCAUCGAUUGUUGUUGCUGCAUACGCAAUCACAGUUCCAUUGCAACAGAGUGAAUUCCCCAUUCUUCUAUGGGUAAAAUUUGUCACUUCGUGCAAAGAGGAGGAUAUUGUAGACACUGUCAAAAAUAUUCUAAUGCACCUGUUUGAAGCUUGAAUUUCACUCAACUGUUAUUGUA